AUGGACGCGUCUGUUCACCGUCGCGCGCGAUCAAGUAUAGAUCGUAACUACAUCGUUUCCAUCAGUAUCGAUAAAAGCUAUCUUCUCGGCUAUCAACUCUGGGGGGUUGAAUUAUCGGUCACUCCCGGCUGUCUGCUGAACAUGGAUCCAAAUGAAGAAGUUGGUCUGGAAGAGCGCCUGAAAUCCGCUCUUUGGCUAGCUAUUGGCAAGAUAGUUGAUGAUGAAACCAUCAAACUUGGUGUGAAUGCCACGCCGCAAUUCAUCGGGGCCUUGACGGAGAUGGUUUGGGCCCAAAUAGAGACAGUCAGCCAGGAUUUGGAAUCCUUUGCUAAGCAUGCCGGACGUUCGACAGUUAAUGUUUCCGACGUAAUGCUUUUGGCCCGGCGCAACGAAGGGCUGGAAUCCAUCCUGCGCGCUUUUGUUGACCAGCAGCGCGAGGAAGAAACUUGA
Aspergillus pseudonomiae is the source of this 450-nucleotide messenger RNA. RefSeq names its product CENP-S family protein. NCBI's taxonomy places the organism in Eukaryota, Fungi, Ascomycota, Eurotiomycetes, Eurotiales, Aspergillaceae. The record is from RefSeq and is a predicted model, not a curated record. Gene Ontology annotation, biological process: resolution of meiotic recombination intermediates; replication fork processing. Gene Ontology annotation, molecular function: chromatin binding; protein heterodimerization activity. The transcript is spliced from 4 exons. The coding region runs from base 1 to 450 and encodes 149 amino acids. Gene Ontology annotation, cellular component: Fanconi anaemia nuclear complex; FANCM-MHF complex.